This is a messenger RNA of Solea solea (common sole), 1315 nucleotides long. It is a transcript of the gene ubxn10, whose product is annotated as UBX domain protein 10. NCBI's taxonomy places the organism in Eukaryota, Metazoa, Chordata, Actinopteri, Pleuronectiformes, Soleidae. The transcript has a single exon. Bases 172 to 921 code for a protein of 249 amino acids. Gene Ontology annotation, molecular function: protein binding. The record is from RefSeq and is a predicted model, not a curated record.
ACAUUUUAACGCGUCCUACACAGAACUUCAAAAACUGACAUUAGCGGCAGACAGACAUGCUUGUCUUCGAGGACUGGGGGCGAUUUUUGACUGGGCGAUGACUUUUCUUGACUUUUUUAAGCCGAGGACUGAAUCUUCACUGAGCUGCAGACGCCAAACAGCUGGUUACCGAUGCAUUUAACGAGACCCACGUCCUCUAAGGGAAGGAGCAGGCCUGCUGCUGCUGCUGCUGCCAAUAACGACUCCCCGCAUGCAGGUGACCAUAUCCCCGGAAGUCCAGAGUCCGCUGUCCAACACAGCAGAAGGGACAGAAACCUCCGCUCACAGUCUCAGCCCAGUAUGUACAUGAGGGAGGACCACGUACUGCACCUGCUGCGGCAGCGCGCUCCCGCUGCUCCGCCACAGUCCUUAAACAAGUACAAGGUCCUGCCGUCCAUCGAGAGGAGGCGGUCAGAGGUGAGUGCUGAUGCUGCUGCUGAUGCUGAUGCUGCUGCUGCUGGUUCUGCAGGAGGAGGAAGUCUGGACCAACACAUGUCUGCGCUCACGCUGUCCGGUCAUGCUGUCCUGCAGCAGACUGACGGGUCUCACAGGAUCCGGUCCAAGCCUCUAGAACCGGAGCCAGGAGGACCAACAACAAGCAGAGAAGCUGGUGCCAACGGCAGUUUGCUCUUAGCCAUAAGAGCCCCGUGUGGCAGGAGGUUUGAGCAGCACUUUGAGUCCACGGACACUCUGCUGACGGUGAGAGCCAGUGCAGAGGUCAGGUUUGGACACAGGUAUGGAGAGGCCUUCAUUGAAACUAUGGAUGUGCCACGCAGGAGCUUCACAGACAUGGAUAUGACUUUGGAUCAGUGUGACAUCGUGAACAGAUCAGUGCUGUGCAUCACACUCAACAGCAAUGACAGUGUGGUGCAACAUGAGUGAGUGAAUUCAUGCUUUAUGUUUUGCUUUGCAGCUGGAAUCUCACCCUUGACCUUUCACCUUGGAAACAUGGUGGCCUUUUGGCCUAGUAAGCUUCCACCUCUGCAAAUAUGUUCACCUUCACAAAAUGUUAAACACUGAUCCUUUAUAGUUCAACGUGUCCAGUAAACCUAUGAAUGUAUGAUUAGAUAGUUAGAUAAUUACAAUGAGGUACAAAUAUGAAUUAUGCAAUAUGGGUAUACAUAUCAAUAGUGCACAAGCUUUUGGUAAAUUAUUAAAUCAACCUCAACUGUGGAUUUUGAAUAAUUGUAGUCACUUGUAUUAUUGAACAGAUAACUACACAUGGAGCAGAUGGAAUAUGACUAUGUUUAAAAUGCUAAUUAAAUCCACUUUUUUU